CUAUUGUUAGCGCCACAACGGCCGCCCUUGCUGCAUCAAGUAAGAGUCCAGCCAACCUUGUCCCCCUGAGAGGACCACCUCCAUUGCGAUGGUGCAAGACUGGGUCGCUUGCUUGACGUAGUGAUUGGACUUAGGUACUGGAAUCUCAUGAAUUAAACAGCCGAGUAUCCGUGUGCACCUGUCGCUCCCUGUUGCUUCUUCCCACUCCCUGCGCCGCUCCCCCUCACUUGGUGUAUGCCCUCCACCCUCUGUCUCCUAUGUCCCUUAGCUGUCGUCGCACAGGCACGCAAAGUCGUGUCGCACAGCAGCCUAGCACAACAUGGCCACCGAAACAAUACCCUCGUCGGCGGCGGCAGCCCCCAAGAUGUCCCGUUAUAGGAGUGUGAGGCGGGCGCAAGAACAGCAGACGCAGCAGCCAGGUCAAUACCAACAGGACCACACUUCGCCAGGCGUGCCAGGCGUGCCAGCAGUGCCUCCCAUGCCGGCCGUGUCCGAAAUGCAGCCCCAGAGCGAUGCGCCCAUCAGCAGAAGCAUGAGCCGCUACCACCGCCGACCAACUACCUCGCACGCGACCAGCCCGAAUCCCCCACCACUCCGCUCGAACACGGUUCAGGAUGCCCCUCCGCCCCUUCCCGCGCAACUACCGCCCUCUACACCCCGGAACCGUGCCUUGAGUUCGCCGUACCAAUCGUCGCAUUCCGCAAACACCGGCCAGCGUCGGCCCAGGACCGCUAGAACCCGCACAACAGAGGCCUCACCGCCUGUCUCCAACGCGCCGCGGCAGCAGUCGCUCAGAGGUGAUGACAGCGCGAGAGAGGUCUUGCAGCGGGAGAAGGAGAGACAGCGACAGCUCAAAGAAAGAUAUGAGGCAGAGGCGCGCGCACAGAAGCAGGCCAAGCAGGCCGAGCUGGAGAGAAUCGAAAGGACGCGACACGAAGAGGAGGAAGCUGCGCGCUUAGAGACUCAACGAGAGAUGGAAGAAGCCGAGGCCCUGCGCCGGCAGCGGGAAGAACAAAGAGCCGAACAAGAACGUGGCAGACGAUUACGAAAGGCCGAGAACCAGAAGGUCCUUCAACAACGGGAAGAGGGAGUUCGCAGGGCGAAGCUCGAAGAGAAGGAGCGGCAGGCGACCCUCACAAAGCUUGAGCAGAAGGCCCGAAAAGCUCCGUCUUCGUCCCCUCCAGUAUCGCCACCGCGGCAGCAGGAGACAGGAUUCGGAAUGUUCAAGAGGAGAAAGGAUGAGGCUUUGGGCCUAGAUGCCCCUGUGCAACAACCAGCUCCGCCACAACUGAGUCUUAAUCUUGGAGAGGAGGAAACUAUCAGACCCGGCGGAGGUGGCAUCGUUCUAGGCAUCGAUGCGCCGACAUCUGCUGUGAAUGCUGGCGAUAGACGCGUUAAAGUCGUGUGCAACGAGAAGCGCAUCCUGCUCCCUGUGACCCCAACCACCACACCCCUCGAUCUAAUCAAGUCAGCUGCCACGGUGCUCACAGACCCCAUCGACGUUCGCACAGCCGUCAUUUCCGAGCUCUUCACUAAAGUGAGCAUCACACGCCCCCUUCGCAACUACGAGUACGUGAGAGAUGUGAUGAACUCCUGGGAUUACGACAAUCAAAACGAACUCACCAUUAUUGACUCUGACGUCGACGGUAUCGACCAAGACAGCUUGCUCUCGUACAAGGUCCCUGACACUAGACCAGAGGGUGCCUCGUGCUUCAUCCAAUACUCAUCGAGACCUGGCAAGUGGAGUAAACGACUUCUCAUCCUUCGUCCGGAUGGACAACUAGUCAUGGCCAAGAACGAAAAGACAAAGGAAAAGGACCAGGAAAACAUCUGCACUCUCACAGACUACGACAUCUACUCGGUGACUCAGUCCAAGCUCGCACGGGUGAAGCCCCCAAAGAAGAUUUGCUACGCCGUCAAAAGUAUGCAAAAGUCCAACAUCUUUGCGGACGAAUCGCAGUAUGUCCACUUCUUCUGUACCAACGACCGAAACAUAGCGAACACGUUCUACACAGCAUUACAGACUUGGCGGAGCUGGUAUCUCAAACACCAGAAGGGUGAGGGUUUGAAGAAGAAGACCCAUGCGCAACGCAAUGUAUCCGGGACUGCCGAAGCCACACAGACGUCGUCGCAUUCAAGAGGAGAAUCAGUUGGGUCGCAUUAUCAGCUUGGUGCUUUCUCUUCCUUGCUCGACAUGGACAGUUUUAACAAGACUUUGGAUGAGAUUGAAGUUCACAAACCGGGAGAGUUCCCAGACGACAAACCUCUUUCCAAGCUCGAUAGUCGAGCAAUGCACUCGCGGAUGAAGUCCAUACGGGUAAAGCAACCACCCCCAGCCGCUUUUAGCAAGAGCGGUCUGGUCGCAGAAAGCACUUCACCGCCCAGUGGCCGCAGUCGAAGUGUUGAUCAGCAAGGCGAAGAGGCAUUUGCCUCGAGUGGCCUUCUUGGGCGAAGCUACACGCAACGUCAAGCCGCUCUACAGGCUCGUGAGCCGUCAGGCCCGUUCACAGAAGGACCGUCUCUGCUGAACAACAUGGGCCGUGUAGCCCAAGUAUCGUCCAACGACUCUGGUCUGAAGCGCAAUACCUCAGUCCGCAGCAAUCAUCACCGGCGGGCAUCCAGCGAUCUCCAACGUAGUGCUUCAAAGCGUGUACCUGGCAUGCCCGAGCCUUUGGUUGAUCUAACACCCCAGUACCGUCCGCCGCCGCAGCAUCUUAACAAGGGCAAAGGCUACAACCCAGGAGCCGGUGCCGGACCGUUGGUCGAAAGUGCAACGUCGAUCGAGGAAGCUAUCAAGGUCCCUUCGUCAACAGACUGGCGCGCCGGUCGUCCAGGUACAUCGCGAGCCGCUGGUGGCCACGAACGUACGCGCUCGCUCAAGGGUCGUGGCGAGCCAUUGGCUGCGUAUACACAAAACAACCAUCUCGGUGCUCCAGAGGAUGACAGUAAGGCGUUUACUGGAGGCGGUUUGCUAUCUCAAGCCGGCUACUCGCAGGGGAAGGACAUGGUGGGUAGGGGCGUUAUGGAUGGUAGUAAAGCCAAGGGCCCCAUGGUAAACCUAUCGUUGAACAACGAAUUCGCACAAGGCAGUUUGCUGAGUGCGCUGCCAAACGCUGCUCCGGUCAUCGAUCGGAGCGGUAAGUAGGGUCGUUUGCUUGCGGUGAGUCGCUCAUGGAUUGCUCGACAAGUGCCUUUUUAGCUUGGGUUCUUUUUGAUUCAUUAUUUCGUUUGUUGGCGUUGCGCGUUAAGCUCGAUAUCCAUUGCUUUGGCUGCAAUUCCGUAUUUUGCAUGUUUACGGCCUGGGUGGUAUCUGGUAUAAUAGAUUUAUAGAGGCCAUG
Messenger RNA from Alternaria rosae, 3338 nucleotides. RefSeq lists its product as uncharacterized. Bases 320 to 3145 code for a protein of 941 amino acids. Lineage: Eukaryota; Fungi; Ascomycota; Dothideomycetes; Pleosporales; Pleosporaceae. The record is from RefSeq and is a predicted model, not a curated record. The transcript has 2 exons.